Molecule: messenger RNA, 1964 nt
Organism: Cuscuta campestris
Lineage: Eukaryota; Viridiplantae; Streptophyta; Magnoliopsida; Solanales; Convolvulaceae
Source: the annotation of a GenBank genome assembly
GGCUAUAGCAACUCUGCUAGAGGCAUGGCAGGGGUCUAAUCGUAGACCCCUUGAUCUUGACUUCAGUCAGCUUCCUUGUCCAGGGUCGAGGCCGAGCGUACGACCUGUCUUCGGAAGUCUAUUGGCAGAAGGUCGGCCAGGGGUGGUCCGAGGAUGACCUACCCUGCCGGGGCCGAGCGCGUACCGCUGCCGAGGUGGUCUUCCCUGGUCCUUUGCUUUGGUUCCGCCAAGUGGGCCUUAGCGAAGUUGGGCUGGGCCGCCUUCCUGGUGGGCUGGAUACCCCCAUUCCAGGGUAUCCAUCAUGAAUCCCCUACUUCUUCGGCCGAGCGUAGCGAAGCCGAGGGAAGUUGUCUUCUGUUAGAUGUUGAUUUUGACGAGGCUCUUCGCUUCGUGGGGGAGGGUUAUUCCGUGCGCCGACGACACACGACCAAUCACGUUUUCUCCAUGACUAGUCCCGACGCCGAGGUCGGGGUGCACGUGGCGUCCAUGCGUUACGGGCUUCAGUUCCCUCCUCAUGACCUGAUAGUCCAAUUUCUGAACUUCCACCGUCUUCUGCCUGGCCAGCUUAGUCCCCACUCCUAUUAUUGUUUCUCAAUCUUCCUAAUUAAGUGUCACGUGAGGGGAGUCCCCUGGUCCUUGGAUUUGUUUCGGUACAUUUUCAAGGUUUCCAAGGUCGGGACGCUUGAGGGAAACUCGUAUGCUGUUGUCUCUUCUCAAGCCGAGUGUGGUAUGGCUGUCAUCCCUACGUCCCUGAAACUCUGGAAGGCCAAGUUCGUUUUCAUCUCUGGCUUUCCCAGAGACCAGCACCCUUUCCAAGCCAGGUUUCCCGACUGUCACACUUUCAUUCGACAUCCUCAUCCUGACCCCACUCCGGAGCUUCUCGCGCUUGUGCAGAAACUCCUAGAAGACUGCCGGCCCAAGCCGCCUCACGUAUAUGCGGUGUGUACGGAACAGAACCUUGCGAAGGUGGGGAUUCUUAUCUCCCUCGAGCGUCAGUUCGAGUUGACCGAGGCCGUGCUGGGCAGUCGUCCUAAACAUGGGCUUGAAGAAAGUGCUUCGAGGCUGGAAGAUCCGGAGUCGGCGGAAAAGGAAGACGAAGAGGACGAGGAGGUCGAGACCGAUGAAGAGUCAGGACAGCCAUCCUACUCCGAGGACGUCGUUGAUGUGGAGCCUUCCGGAGGAAACACGCAUCCAUUGGAGGUUGUUCGGAGGGCCAAACUGUUAGCCCAAAUCCAGGGUCGAGGAGAGGAGGUUCAUCGCGAGCCGCCCUCGGGAGACACGUCCGGGUCCGCCGCGACCAUCCCUGACCGGGAAGUGGUUCAGACUCAGAACCAAAGGAAGAGAAAACUCAUCCAAACCGAGGAGGAGGAGACUGCGUCCGAGCAGGACUUGGUUCUGACUCAGAGUCCGUCGGCCAAAUGUCCGGCUGUUCCUCAGGACGGGAAGUGCCUGCCUCCCUUGACAUAUCUGACGGGAAUGUGCAGGCCGAGGCCGAGGGAAACUGUUCCCUCGUCUUCUCACCCAAAAAUCGCUCGUCGUCCUCCUCUGGAGGACGCCGAAUCGUGUACAUGCUCAUGGUGGUACCGUGCAAAGAGGCUGGAAAGGCGCAUUGAACGUCUGCAAAGACUCGUGAAUUACCUUCACGGGGUCCCUCAACGGCCUGCGCCUCCGAUUGAGGCUGCUCAGCCGGCUGCUGAUGCCAUCCCCGCGGGUGACGAUCACCCAGAAGAGUCCCUCGGCUCUUCCUAGAUAUCCCUUCCAUGGCCAUUCCCUGUAUAUCUUCCCAUGGAGGUUUGCAGAAUUGGGGGGCCAUCCCCGUCCUUCGGUGCCUGGGCCUUAGGACGGGGCACAUCUACCUCCCCAUAGAUUUUAAGACCAGGGAAAGAGGAGGUCCAUCGGGGGGUAGAGCACUUUAGGUCUUUUCCUUUUUCAGUUCUGCCGUGUAAUAAAUGUUGCUGGUGUCG